Messenger RNA from Trichoderma aggressivum f. europaeum, 1320 nucleotides. RefSeq lists its product as uncharacterized. The record is from RefSeq and is a predicted model, not a curated record. The coding region runs from base 1 to 1320 and encodes 439 amino acids. Lineage: Eukaryota; Fungi; Ascomycota; Sordariomycetes; Hypocreales; Hypocreaceae. Gene Ontology annotation, molecular function: ATP-dependent chromatin remodeler activity; ATP binding. Gene Ontology annotation, biological process: DNA repair. Gene Ontology annotation, cellular component: nucleus. The transcript has 9 exons.
AUGAAAAGACAUCAACUGCAAGCGCUGACAUUUAUGCUCCAAAGAGAGCAAGGUUGGGCCUGGGAUGGCAGCAGAGCAGACCUUUGGGAAUUCGUUUCUGAGAGCACUGGCUCUUACUUUGUCAACAGGGUCUCCGACGCAGUUCAAACAGAGCCGCCGCAGCAAUUUUAUGGUGGGAUUAUCGCAGACUCUAUGGGCUUAGGCAAGACAUUAUCCAUGAUUUCUCUAGUAGCAUCCGAUCUACUCGUGGAUAGAAACGAUCCAAUCUCAAUCACUGGGGCCAAUGCUGAAGAAUCUUCUGGUCGAACAUUGAUCGUCGUACCACCCCCUCCUCAUUUCAUCCGAAAUAGCGAUUCUCGAAUGGCUCGUGCCAUAUGUUCGAUGAACUCGGUUUCUCGAUGGGCUGUAACAGGCACGCCCAUCCAGAACAGACUCGGUGAUCUCACAGCACUCCUCAAGUUUCUCCAAGUCUAUCCUUAUUCGGAAGAACAUAAAUUCAACACAGAUAUCUCUCAUUUGUGGAAAAUCGGCAAGAUAGAUGAGGCAGUAAAACGCCUGAAGCGCCUCGCGGGUUGUAUCCUUCUGCGUCGCCCCAAGACUGUUAUUCAGUUACCACCAAGACAUGACUUCCAACACUUUGUGGAGCUGGCCCAAGCAGAAAGAGAUCUAUACCAGGCAUUCAAAAUGCGCACUCUAUCUCACAUUGAGCAAGCCCUCUCUGCAGGUGGCGGGAUUGGGAGGACACACUCUUAUGCCAAUAUGCUACAAAGAAUCGAAGCAAUGCGCAUGGUUUGCAAUCUUGGUUUGUAUUAUAAGAUGCGAUAUGAUCUCGAGACAUAUAACGAGCAGACGUCCCAAAACUGGACAGCAGUUGCGCAACAGAUUGUCGUUUUCUCUUCCUGGCGAACUACCCUCGAAAUUAUCGAGGUUGGACUCAAGCACGCAUGCAUACCCUGUCUACGAUUCGACGGCAAAGUGGCACAGAAAGACAGGCAUGCCGUAAUCGAGCGGUUUCGCAAAGACCCAACGAUUCGCGUGCUCCUGGUGACACUAUCGUGCGGCGCGGUUGGUCUUACAUUGACGGAGGCCUCCAGGGCCUAUCUUAUGGAACCUCACUGGAAUCCAACGCUUGAAGACCAGGCGCUGGCUCGAAUUCACCGUAUCGGACAGACGAAAGAAGUAAACACUAUUCGAUUCAUUAGGGUCGUAGAACUACAAAAAUCCAAGACGGAUUUGGCCGAGGUAAUACACCGUCAGAAUGAGGGCAACCAACAAGAUGGAACCCAACGGCCGCUAGAGUGGCUAAAGGCGCUUAUAUAA